UCACAUUUUCCAGCCUCAUCCCUCAACUGCGGUCGCGUCGCACGAACCCCUCCUACUAUCUCUCGGCCGCAUCCCAGCAUCCCAUCUGCUGUAGGAUUUAGCGUCGAUUCUCGUCUUGUCCAUCUCAUUCUCAUCCGCAAGCCUCGGUCACCAUGGCACCCGCGCAGGCGUCAGACCCGGAGGUCGACAGUAUGUUUGUUUGAGCUCUGCUGGCGCUCAGCCUUGCGACCCAAUUGUCACUUUGAUAAGCACUGACCGACCUGCCUUAGUCGACAUGAUCCAAGAGGAGGAAGAUGAUCAGGUCGAGCGCCUCAUCAAUGAGGGUGAGCUUUGCUCCUUAGCUACCUGCCGGCCGUUGCAUCUCUGACCAAGACUAGAGUACAAGACGUGGAAGAAGAACAGUCCAUUCCUCUACGAUAUGAUUCUCGGAACCGCCUUGACUUGGCCUACCCUCACUGUCCAGUGGUUUCCCGAUGUCAAGGAACCCGAGGGCAAGAGCUACAGGAUGCACCGCCUCUUGCUAGGCACACAUACUUCCGACGACAGCACCAACUACCUUCAGAUUGCUGAUGUGCAGAUCCCCAAGACUGUCGCGCCUAAUCCCGACAACUACGACGAGGAGCGCGGCGAGAUUGGCGGAUACGGCAACUCUGGCGAUGUCGCCGCCAUCAAGUGCGAGAUCGUCCAGAAGAUUGAGCACCCCAGCGAGGUCAAUAAGGCACGCUACCAACCACAAAACCCCGACAUCAUCGCUACAUUGUGCGUCGACGGUAGGAUUCUCAUCUUCGACCGGACAAAGCACCCACUUCAGCCGGCCACCCCAGGCAAGAUCAAUCCCCAGAUCGAGCUUGUCGGCCACAAGGCCGAGGGCUUUGGCUUGGCUUGGAACCCCCAUGAGGCCGGCGGCCUGGCAUCAGGAAGCGAGGACAAGACUAUGUGUCUCUGGGACUUGAAGACGCUUGAGGCAGAUUCGAAAUCGCUCCGACCAGCCCGUCGGUAUACCCACCACACUCAGAUUGUCAAUGAUGUACAAUACCACCCCAUCGCCAAGAGCUUCAUUGGCUCCGUCUCGGACGACCAGACGCUCCAAAUCGUCGAUGUUCGCCAGAGCGACACGACCAAGGCUGCAGUCGUUGCCAAAAAGGGGCAUCUCGAUGCCAUCAAUGCCCUCGCUUUUAACCCUACCUCGGAGGUUCUGGUUGCCACAGCUUCAGCCGAUAAGACGAUAGGAAUCUGGGACCUGCGAAAUGUCAAGGAGAAGGUGCACACGUUAGAGGGCCACAACGACGCGGUGACUUCCCUGGCUUGGCAUCCUACUGAGGCUGGUAUCUUGGGCAGCGGUAGCUAUGACCGAAGAAUCAUCUUCUGGGAUCUGUCUCGGGUGGGUGAGGAGCAGCUGCCUGAUGACCAGGAUGACGGCCCCCCUGAGUUACUCUUUAUGCACGGCGGGCAUACGAACCACUUGGCUGACUUUAGCUGGAACCCGAAUGAGCCCUGGCUCGUGGCGAGUGCCGCAGAGGAUAAUUUGCUUCAGAUUUGGAAGGUCGCAGAGUCCAUCGUAGGACGGGACGACGGCGAUCUUCCCGUCGACGAGCUUGACCGAUAGUUGAGGUGGAAGUUCCUUGGAGAGAGUCGGUCUUCAUAGGAUGAGGAAACUGUGCGACUCUGGGCGAUGAGGCACAGGGGCGACUCAGAGUCGGCGGAGUUAGGCACUUGAUUUCAAUUCACUGGCAUUUCCCCCACGACUGUCUUUAUUGCGAGCGAAACGACGGACUCGCGGCUCACCUGGAACCGCCGCCGUACAGUUCUUGUUCGUUCGUAUGCUGCGGUUGCGGUAGCAACAGCAAACGAAAAGUUGUUCAUCUGACAACCACGUCACCUGACCGACUCUAUAGUUCACCCGAUCAAUGGCUAUUGAUUGUGUCUCUCUAUUGUUCCGUCAACAAUAGCUAGCUACUUUACUGUUC
Molecule: messenger RNA, 1967 nt
Organism: Purpureocillium takamizusanense
Lineage: Eukaryota; Fungi; Ascomycota; Sordariomycetes; Hypocreales; Ophiocordycipitaceae
Gene: HAT2
Product: Histone acetyltransferase type B subunit 2
Exons: 4
Coding region: 419-1606 (395 amino acids)
Biological process (GO): regulation of gene expression
Cellular component (GO): Rpd3L-Expanded complex; nucleus; cytoplasm
Molecular function (GO): histone binding
Source: RefSeq, a predicted model, not a curated record